AUGCUGGUUUUUAAUGCGCAAUAUAUCUGCGCUAAUGAACAUGUGAUUGUUCAUACGCAGUACGGCGAUGUAUUAGGUUAUCAGACUGAUUUGGCUCGUGUCUUCUACGGUAUUCCAUUUGCUCAACCACCUAUUGGAACAUUGAGGUGGCAGUCUCCAGUACCCAUCACUAAAUGGGAUCCCAAAGUGAUUAACGCCACACAACCGCCCCCUGCUUGUUCUCAACCAGCAAGUGUGAUAACUACCAUUCUCACUCCAAGUAUUAUGUCUGAAGAUUGUCUGUAUUUGAACAUAUUCACACCGUUGUCUAGUGAUUCACCACAUACGAGUCUUCUACCAGUAAUGAUCUUUAUUCACGGCGGUGACUUCCAGUUUGGCUGGGGAUCACAAUCGAUCUUCGCAUCUGAACGUUUAGUUAAUACAACUAAUGUAAUCGUUGCACUAAUUCAAUAUCGAAUAGGUGUACUUGGCUUUUUGGCAACUGGAAAUGGUCCCAAUGAUAUCAAAGGUAACUAUGGCAUACUCGAUCAACGUUUGGCUAUUGCAUGGAUUAAAGCCAAUAUUGAUGCAUUCGGAGGAGAUCCAACUGAGAUUACAUUAUUUGGUCAAAGUGCUGGUGCUCAGUCUAUUGCUCUGCAUUAUGUUACGAGUGAGAUGCAGUCAUUCUUUCAGCGAGCAAUUAUUCAAAGUGCACCAAUGACAAUUCCAUUCAGAACAUACCUUGAAUAUGUCACACCCACUGUUCUCCUUGCUGAACAAUUGCAUUGUGCUACUGACGAUGUAGCAUGUUUUCGAAAUCGUUCUACCGACGAAAUCAUUGCUGCUCAAACUGCCGUGAAUAGCAUGUUGACUUCACUGAAUGUUCUGUUCUUUUUCGAACCAUGGUUACCCGUUAUUGACAAUGUGAUUGUUCAUGGUCAACUUCUAGAUACCGUGUACAAUACGUCAUUUCCUUUGAAACCUUUGAUUAUUGGUACAGUCACUGAAGAAUGUCGAGAUUUUAUUUAUGGAACAUGGAAAAAACCAAUAUCGCCUAGUGAAUAUAUUGGUAUAGCCUUGGUCAUCUUUCAGGAAAAGGCAUUCAAAAUUCUCAAAAAAUAUCCGCCGGUCGGUUCUGGUGACCAACGAUCACUUCUAUCUCGUGCUGCUACACAAUGGGUGUUUGCUUGCUCGACUAGAGUCUUUGCUCGAAAAGGUGCAACAUAUUCCUAUGUCUUUGGUUAUCCAUUCGAUACGGAAAAUUUGAGAAAUCGGAUAGAAUGCAGUGAUCAUGCGUGUCAUGCUGAUGAAAUACCCUUUCUUUUUGAAUCAUCUUGGGCAAAUUUUAGUGAUGCCGGUCGACGUAUAUCUCAAAGUAUGGCUACCUAUUGGACAAAUUUUGGCAAGAGUCAAGAUCCUAAUGAACCAUUGAGAGUUCCACUACCAUGGCCAAGAGUAACAAGUGAAAAUGAGAAAUACAUGUACAUUCAAGAUCCACUUCAAAUAGGAGAGAAUUAUUUGAAGAGUGAUUGCGACUUUUGGGAUGAGAUUGGUUAUAAACAUAAUUUCUUUGAAUAA
Molecule: messenger RNA, 1557 nt
Organism: Rotaria sordida
Lineage: Eukaryota; Metazoa; Rotifera; Eurotatoria; Philodinida; Philodinidae
Source: the annotation of a GenBank genome assembly